Molecule: messenger RNA, 1506 nt
Organism: Solanum dulcamara
Lineage: Eukaryota; Viridiplantae; Streptophyta; Magnoliopsida; Solanales; Solanaceae
Product: F-box protein At3g07870-like
Exons: 1
Coding region: 62-1249 (395 amino acids)
Molecular function (GO): protein binding
Source: RefSeq, a predicted model, not a curated record
AAAAUGAGUAUAAAUUAGUAAAAGUUACCAAAAAUCUCUCAUAUUGCCUCAAAAUUGAUCAAUGGCUGAUUGCUACCUUCCUCCUGAAAUUGUGAGAGAAAUCCUUCUAAAACUUCACGCUAAAUCUUUACUUCGAUUCACAGUCGUCUGCAAAUCAUGGCGUUCCCUCAUCACCAGUUCUCCUUUCAUCUCCACUCACCUCGCCCAAACCCCACAUUCCUCCAACACCCUUCUUGUUAGGCGUUACAUUACAACUCGCCAUAAAGAGCAUUAUUCGUUGUUUCAAGACUCCAAGAAUCGACCCUUUUCAUUGAAUUUCACAUCGGAAUUGCAUUUCCCUUUCAAUUUCCAACGAGGGUAUUUCAGCAUUGUUGGCAGCUGCAAUGGCAUCCUGUGUUUGUCAGAUGAUUUGGUUGGUACGUUGCGGAAUUUUGUUCUGUGGAACCCUUCUAUUCAGAAAUUUAUAACUUUACCUUUGCCUUUGAUUAAGCCUCGGUGGCGUUAUAUGUCUGUUCUUGGAUUUGGUGCUGAUUUGCCUGAGACUGGUGACUAUAAGUUGGUUAGACUUGUAUAUAGUAAGAAUGAUGGUGUUGUGUAUAAUCUUCCUCCUGAGAUUGAAAUUUAUUCGACUAAUAGUGGAGUUUGGAGGAGAGUGAUGGGGGUUGAGAUUAAGCAUUAUAUAGUGGAGUUUUUCUUGUCUCAGGCUUUUGUAAAUGGAGCUGUACAUUGGAUUGCGUAUGAUGUGGUUCCAAAUGGUGGUGGAGUUCGGAGUUUAGUUAUGUCUUUUAGUAUAGCAGAUGAGGUGUUUGAGGACGUUAUGUUGCCGGAUGCUUUAGUUGGUGUGAUUCCAACGGAUUUAUCGAUUAUGUUGUUUGAGGAAUCACUUGCUGUUGUUAAGUAUGAGAGGGAGAUAGAUGAUUCUUUAUGUGAAGUAUGGGUGAUGAAGCAGUAUGGAGUUUUGGAAUCUUGGAGUAGAUUGUAUCGUAUAAAUUUGGUUGCAGGUAUGGAGGAAAUAGUUGGAUUCAGGAACAAUGGUGAAGUUUUGUUUUCAAAUAAGAGCAAUAAUCUGGUUUCUUAUGAUCCAAAUAGUGGACGAAAUAGGGGUCUUGGUAUUCAAGGUUUCUCUUGCUCCUUUCAUGUUCAGAAUUACAGGGAAUCACUUGUUUUGCUCGAAGGGAACAGUGUCAUUUCUGGUAGGGUCUUGGAAAGAGUUGGAGAUUAUUGGCUUUAUGCUUUAUCGAAGCAAUAACGAAGAAUGUGAUUAGAAGGUAAGGCAUUUUCAAGGUAGUGGAAGUGGAAUCUGUUCUAUCAAAUUUGGUAGACUUAGUUUAGAGCUAUCUGAUAACUAUAAUGUACUGAAUUUUGAACUUUUUGCAUUACAUGAGUUGUUAGUAUGCUCUUGUUACUUUUUGAUGUUUAUUUCCUGUUUAUUGUGAAGCCUUAUCCUAAUCAAGUGAUGGACCUUGUCUUUAUCAGUUGACUAUCAUAUUAUUUUGUCUGAUGUUA